Daktulosphaira vitifoliae (grape phylloxera) is the source of this 2629-nucleotide messenger RNA. RefSeq names its product myb-like protein X. The transcript is spliced from 8 exons. The record is from RefSeq and is a predicted model, not a curated record. Bases 193 to 2532 code for a protein of 779 amino acids. NCBI's taxonomy places the organism in Eukaryota, Metazoa, Arthropoda, Insecta, Hemiptera, Phylloxeridae.
CACAAAACUCUAUCAAAAUCAUUAUUAAAAUUUGGAAGUAUUUCUUAAAAAUAGUUUUAAUUAACUUAAAACAGUCGCUUAAUGAUAUAAUUUAUUAAAAUUUGUGAAUAUGACGUUCUAAUUUUUGUUAGACUUAAUUAUUGAUAUACUAAUUUCCAAAUUUAUCAUUUUCAGUGUUAAAAUAAUUUUAUUAUGGAUAUCGAUAAAUCAAAUAACUUCAUAUUCAGUGAUAAACUUAUUAAUGAAGAUAUGGAUAACUUAAAUGAACUAUAUUCAUGGUUUGAAAAUAGAGGUUUAAUAAAUAAAUUAAGAGCAUAUGUAAAAAAACAAUUGUUAACAUCACUUAAAAAUCCAAGUUUGUUGAAUACCAACAAGCAAAAUUCUCUAUCUCCUAAGAUCCUAGCCUUUAAUUUGCUUAUAGCAGAUUUUUUUAUUUAUCAAGAAAUUUUCAUUACACUUUCUGUUUUCAUGGUUGAGGUUCCAUCAUUAGAAAAUCUCCAUGAGUUUUCUAUUUAUGUUGAUCAAGUAGGUACUUUUUCUGAAUUGCCGACAAACAAACCUCGAUUUCAAUUUUCUGAAGUGCAAGAUAUAUUAAAUGCUUUAGGCCUACACUCGAACUCAGAUAUUGUAAAAUAUGUACAUCAAAUGUAUUCUAGUGAUAACAAUGAAUCACCACUAAUUAUUAUUAUAUUUAAAGCUUUAUCUAUAGUAAAUAUCAAUCAAAAAAACACUGAUAAUUAUGAAGUCAGUCCUGAAGAAUUAAUUGAUAUUGAAAAUUGCAAUAAAAAAUGUACAAAUUGGCCGGAAGAAAUGGAUAGUGUUUUAAACUCGCUACAUUUAAAUGAUCUUCAGUUAAAUACUAUAAAACAGUUUUUAAAUAAAUUUUACCAUACUAACAAUUUUAAAGUAUUAUCUUUGAUGAAUGAGUAUGAAAAACUUAAAAAAUACAAUACUGAAAUUAUUGAUCGAGUGUGGGAAAUUGAAAAAACGUUUACUACUCGGUAUGAUUCAUUGCUACAGGAAAAAGAAAAAUUAAACCAUUUAUACGUAAUUGCGGAAGAAAAAGAAAAUAAAAUAAGAGAACAAAUGCAAAUUUUUAAUAUUGAACAUAAUAAACAAUUAGAGAACAUUGAAGCUCAAAAACAGGAAUUAAAAAUCAAAGAAAUAAAAAUUCAAAAUUAUGAAAAAUUAUUAAAAGAAGAAAAAACUAUUAACAAUGCGGAAAGUAUAAAAUCAACAGAUUUCAUUGAUAAAAUAAUUGACAAUCAAAAUGCACAUUUGCCAAAUGAACAAGAAAUAAAAGUAAAGCUUGAAAGGUUGAAUCACUAUAAAAAAAAAUCAAAUAUAGAUGUAGAAGUUGAUGAUGGUGAAAAUAUCUCAUUAAGUGAAGUUUUGAUGGAUAGAGAAAUUAUUAGAAGAUUGCAAAAAGAAAACAAUGAAUUUCGUGAAUUUAAAAUAAUCCAAAAGAAAAGAAUUGAUGAACUAACUGAAAUAGUUGCCAAUUUGAAAAAAAUAAUUGAAAAAACUGAUCAAACCUCUAGAUUUGAUGAUUUUUCUUCUAAAAAUGUAAGAAAAAAACUAACAUUUUUAGAAGACCCAAAAAUAAAAUAUUAUGCCUCACAAAAUUAUUCUUCGACAACUGAUCUUUCAACAUCUUUAUUUGAAUCAGAUAAUCAAACUGAAGAUGAAACUGUAAAGGAGUCUUGUACUAGGUUAAAAAGGUUAGAAAUUCAUUCUGAUAAAAUUAAAAAGAGUUAUAAUGAUUUCCAAAUGCAGCAUUUAAGGAGUGAAACAGAUUAUAAGAAGAGGACAAAGAAUAAAAAAUUUGGUAAUGACAUUCAUUCUAGUUUAUCAGAUGGCUCCGAUUCUUUUUUUUCCAAAAUAAAAGAUCAAAAGAUCAGUCUAAAGCAAAUAGCUAAUGAAAUUGGAUACCGACGAUCAAUAAGACAUUCUUAUAGUACCUCAUUGAAUAAUAAUGAAACAAUUCCCAAUUUAUUAAAAAAUUAUAAAUAUAAGGAUCUUAUCAAUGCAGAAAAAAUAAUAGAACAAUUGCCCAAUACAUGUGAUAAACCACUCACUAGUUUUUCAAAUAUAAUUAAUAGCUCAUCACCAACUAAAUAUAAUGAUAACAUCUCAUUUAUAAAUCAAUCUCAUUCAGUAGAAGAGCCAUUAAAUUUGAGUAAAGAAAAGGAUGUGUUAUUAACCACAAGCAAUAUACCACAAGAAAUAACACCAUCUAAACUUUUCUCAAAAAAUGAUACAAAAAAUUACCAAUCAGAAACCGUUAUUCCAAAUAAUUUACAAACAAGUAUAAGUAUAAAUGAAAAUUUAAAAACUGACAAUAGAAGUUUGCAAAUUGAUGAGAAAAAUUCUAAUGAUCAUCUGAGUAUUCUCAUUAAUUCUGAAAGUAAAUCAAAUGAUCAAAUAAACUUUAAAAUGAAUGAAUCUUCAUUGAAUAGUAAAAAAGAUGAUAGUGAAAACUGUUUAUCAUUUGGUAGCAAUAAAUCUUCAGAUUUUUGGAGAUCUCCAUAGAAAAAAUAUAUUUAUUAUAAUUUUUUAUUAAUUUAAUGUACAAUAAUAGGGUAGAUAUUAUAAUAAUUGUAAAUAAAUAUUAAAUAUUUAUAAUAGU